Molecule: messenger RNA, 872 nt
Organism: Rhodamnia argentea
Lineage: Eukaryota; Viridiplantae; Streptophyta; Magnoliopsida; Myrtales; Myrtaceae
Product: disease resistance protein Roq1-like
Exons: 2
Coding region: 369-872 (167 amino acids)
Biological process (GO): defense response
Source: RefSeq, a predicted model, not a curated record
UUUUAGUAUUAUUUAGGUUGUCAAAUAUUAGCCUAAUAUAAUAUUGAUAUUUUGAUAUAUUUAUUUGACCAAUACGGUGUUUGUGUUAUUUUUUUGUCCAAUAUGAGCCCAUUUCACGUAAUAAAUUAUAGCUCCAUAAAUUGUUUCAAUUGCUAUAAGAUAUGUAUGUAACCAUUACUUAAUAUAGACGUACAACUCAAUGGCAUAUCUUAUGUGGUAAGAUUUAUAAUUCAAAGCUAACAGUCCGCAAUGUUUCCUAGUUGCAGGGUACUAGAAAGAUUGAGGCCCUUUGUCUUGACAAGUCUGAUAGGGGAAGAAGUUAUACGGCUGAACAAUUUAAAGAGCUGGCCAACUUGAGGUUCAUUCAAAUGAAAGGUGGGAAUUUCACUGGAGAUUUCCAGAACUUGCUUCCUCAAUUAAGAUGGCUCCAAUGGCAGAAUUGUCCGUCAGAUUUCGCAGCAGCCAACUUUCAUCCGAAGAAAUUAGUCGUGCUCGAUCUAUCGUAUAGUCAGAUUUCUGAGGAUUGGGGAGGAUGGGGUCCACUAAAGGUGGCAACCGAACUCAAAGUUCUCAAUCUCACGAGGUGUCACUCUUUGAAAGGAACUCCUGACUUGUCCGCUUUCAAAAGCUUGGAGAUUUUGAUUCUUGAAUAUUGUUGGUAUCUGGAAGAGAUUCAUCCUUCUAUUGGAGACCUCAAGACCCUCGUCUCCUUGAAUGUCAGGGGUUGUCGUAGAUUGAAGGAGCUACCGGCUGGAGUAGGCAAAAUGGAAAAUUUGAGGGAGCUUAUCUUAGAUGAAACUGCCAUACAAGAGAUUCCUAUUUCGAGAGGUUGUUUGACGAAGUUGGAGAAUCUAAGUGCCAGGCGAUUGUGA